AUGCCAACUAAUCGUCGAAAGAAAUCAAGCUCAAAGUUCGUUGAUGUUAAUGAAGAAUCCCCUAUUACCAAGCAAGUGCCUUUUGAUGUCCUUAAGUGUCAUGGUUCAGACUCGAAUAGGGUUGAUUAUCAUGGUAGUGACUCUAGCCUUAAUUCGAUGUCAGAUGAUGUAAAAAAUCUUAGUUUAAAGGAGAAGCAAAGGCUUGAAUUAUCAGGAAGAAGCGUUUUGCCUAUAGCGCCUGUUGUUGGUCUAGAACUACCAAAGGUUGAAUUGAGUUAUUUUGAUGGAGAGCCAAGAGGAUACUGGAAGUUUAUAAGACAAUUUGAGACGUAUAUAGCAUCAAGAGUCACCGAUGAUAGCCAACGUUUGCUCUAUCUCAUGCACUAUUGUAAGGGCAAGGCGAAGACAGCUAUUGAGGGUUGUGUCAUGAUGGAAGCAUCCUCUGGUUAUAAGAGAGCAAGGGAAAUUCUAAAGCGUUUGUUCGGACAGUCUCAUGUAAUCGCUCGAGAAACAUUAGAAGAUUUAUUUAAUGCUGUUAAUUUUGAUUAUACUGACGGGGAGCAACUAUCAAACUUGGCCAUUAAAAUGGAAAACUGCGCUAUGGUCUUAGAACAGAUGAAUUAUACCUCUGAUCUAAAUUCGUUAGUUACUUUGGAAAGAAUAGUAAGACUAUUACCUCAAGUUAUGCAAGCCCAGUGGGCGGAUCGGGUGGAUCAAUUGACGGAAGAUAAUAGAGAACCGACUUUUGACGAGCUUACCCAAUUUAUAGCGUCCCGCGCAAGAGUAGCUAAUAGUAGGUUUGGACGGUUAGCGAAUCGUCCGAGAAAGGGACACAACUUAAAGACAAAUUGUCACUUGCAAUUAGAGCAGGAGAGUAACUCGAGAGCUAAAUGCAGGGUGUGUUCCCAGGACCACGCUAUUUAUAAAUGUCCAAAAUUUUUAGCGCUUACCGUUCAAGAGAGAUGGUCUCAAGCAAAAGUUAAUGGCAUCUGUUUUGUCUGCCUUAGGCAAGGGCAUAAAGAUAAUGAAUGUAAGCUGGCGAAACGUUGUAACGUUAAUGGUUGUGAGAAGAAACACCAUUCCUUGCUGCACAGCGAAAAUGAUAAAUCUGAUAUCCCGAAUUGUUGUGGAUUUACUAAAUCCCUAAGUAGCCAAGUGUGUCUAGGAAUGAUCCCUGUACGGUUGAUGUUAGGAGAUGCUGAAAUGGUAGGUUAUGCUUUGUUGGAUAACGGGUCUGAUGUAACGUUGAUAAAAUCGAGCUGUUUGAGGUAUCUCGGGCUGAAGGAAGACCGAGCGUCAGUGGUAGUAGAGACUGUGGGUGGUAAUAGGACAAUGACGGUCACAAAGACCCCUUUUAAGGUAUAUUCUCUAGAUCGGUCAGGACAUGUUACGAUCGAAGGAGCUCUGAUUGUGGCAGGUAUACCAGGUCAUAAGCCAACAAGGUCGGCAGUGGACAACCUAGUUAAGUGGCCACAUUUAAGGGAUGUACCAAUAGAUAACUUCGACUCUGAAGAAGUUCUGCUGUUGAUUGGUUGCGACGUACCAGAAGCACACUGGGUGUUAGACCAGCGGUUGGGUGGAAGAAAAAGCCCGUACGCUGUGAAGACGUUGCUGGGUUGGACGGUCUUCGGACCUGCGUCGUAUCCAGAAUAUAGGAAAAGAGUGGUCAAUCAUACCAGUAAGAUACAGACCUUGAAGAACGAAAUACGUAAGCCUUAUGACGUAGAGUUUUCAGAUGCUUAUUCAAGUGAUAAGUCAUUAUCAGUAGAUGACAAGGUGGCUAUAAAGAUUGUGGAAGGUGGCACGCGCUUCGGCAACGGUCAUUUUGUAGUUUCUAUACCUUGGAAAAAGAAUCCAGAUAUGAAAGUGGAUAAUUAUGAAGUAGCAAACCGUAGAUUACGAAGUUUGAAGGGUAUGUUGUCCAAGGAUGUCAGUCUGCACACCAGAUAUAUCAAAAGUAUUAAAAGUGAUUUUACUAAGUCUUGUGCGGAGAGGGUCUUUGAAAUAUAUCUACAGUCUUAUUAUCGCCCUCGAUGGUAUUUACCUCAUCAUGCAGUAUUAAACAUGAAGAAACCAGAAGAACUUAGAGUGGUCCUUGAUUGUGCCGCCCAGUUUGCAGGGGGUUCCCCAAAUGAUAUGGUUUAUCAAGAUCUCGAUACCACCGCUGAGUUAAUGUGUAUAUUAUUAAGUUUUCGCAAGGAGGCAGUUGCAAUCCCUGCAGAUGUUGAAGAAAUGUUCAUGCAAGUGAAUGUCCCUGAGUCUGAUCGAGGAGCUUCAAGAUUUCUGUGGUGGGAGGAGGGGGACAUAUCGAGAGAACCGUCUAAGCUUCAAAUGACAUCCCAUCCAUUUGAUGCCACAUCCUCGCCAUUUUGCGCGAACCUUGCCCUGAAUAAGACGGCCCAAAUAUUCUCUAACGGUUAUGAUGGUUAUGUUGUAGAUGAUGUCAAGAAUAAUUUCUAUUUUGAUGAUUGCUUUAUAUCUAUUCCCACUUGUGAUCAAGCAAAGAGUUUCGUUAAGCAGAUAAGUGAAUUAUUAUGUAGAGGAAGUAUACAAAAAAUGACCGAUCUUGAGUCUUGGUUCAAAUGUCCUACUUUAUUGCAUGACGAAUUUUAUAUAACAAUCACUGACUGUCCGGAACCUACUCCUGACGAUAUUGAAUUUAGAAAACCUGCUGUGGUUAACUUGAGUAGUAUGAAGUACAACAUGACACCUAUUCUCUCUUAUUAUUCCGAGUGGUUGAAAUUAUUCAGAGCUGUAUCCUGGUUUAGAAGGUUCAUCGAAUUCCUGAUGGUACUUCGUUUACCGAGUUGUGAAGGAUCCGUUCAUCUAGGAUGUUUAAAGGUCAAAGAGCUUGAGAUUGCCAAGCGUAAGAUUUUAUUGAUGGUUCAGAGAGAAGUGUAUGGAGAAAUACUUAGUGAAUUUAAGAACAGCAGUGAAGUAGUAAGCCAUGAUGAUCUGAAAAGUUUAUCGUUGAUGAUGCUUGAUGGGUUACUCUGCGUUGGAGGUCGACUAAGAUACUCAGAUUUCCAAAAUGCUUUUAAACAUCCAGUAAUUUUACCCAGUCGACACUUAG
Molecule: messenger RNA, 3073 nt
Organism: Schistosoma guineensis
Lineage: Eukaryota; Metazoa; Platyhelminthes; Trematoda; Strigeidida; Schistosomatidae
Source: the annotation of a GenBank genome assembly